Molecule: messenger RNA, 1089 nt
Organism: Peronospora belbahrii
Lineage: Eukaryota; Oomycota; Peronosporomycetes; Peronosporales; Peronosporaceae
Source: the annotation of a GenBank genome assembly
AUGGGCGAAGUGAUCCGUGUCUUACUGCUGAACCCAUUAACAGGCAUCACAUCGCUUGUAUGUCUUCAACGUCCACUUGAAUGGGAAGGUGUGCUAAGUGAUUUUUAUCAGGUUAUUACUAAUUCGGAUGAUGACCCUGCACCAAGUAUUCUCGCCAAGUGUAAAGUACUGCUGCAUCCGACCAAGUCUAAGAGCGAGAAAGGAGUUGUGAUUCGCAAGAAUGCCUUGGAUCGGUCAAUUCGUGAUGGAGAUCUCUUGUCUUUAGAAGGAUUCCAGCUGGAUGACGCUCCUGGACCCCCUACAGAGCUACUGGACAUCAUGGAUACACUGGAUUUUGACGUGCCUGUGGAUUUUGGUGCAGAGAUACUUCCAUCUGAUAAUUUAAAUGCUAAUGGGAAUGCUCCAUCGAUCUCGGAAAAAACGACACCCGAACCGAUGACUAGACCAGUCUUGAAUUCGACAAUGCACACAGCGCCUCUUUCUGCCACGUCAGUUAAUGUAUGGCAAGGAAAUUCACGUAAAUCAAAGCGUGGGCGCAGCCUAUCGUCUAAGUUCUGGCUUGUUAAUAAAUUGGCGGCCAGCGGUAAGAUUAGUAAAGAGCAAAAGGACUCACUCAAGAUGCUUCUUCUUGCUUCGGACGAUUCAGCGCUGCAUCAGGCUUUUGAGCGCUACGAGGAGACGGGAGAUUUAGACACGCUGCUUAACUUGCAUAUAAACUCCAAGAAGUCAUUUGCAGGAUUGCCGCCGCUCUCUACUGAGGCCUUCGAUUUCCAGCUUACGCAGAACAUUGAGAACGAGCUGGAUCUGUUAACUAUGCGAAGCUUUAACGUUGGUGGAGACAUCAACUCUCCGGUACAUCAGGCUACUUUGCCUGCUAUUAUGCUGCCGUCAAGGACGGCCAGCACUGGUGCUAGUGACGAGCCGAUUUCAUUCUCAAACUCGAAUGAUGACCUCUUGGACCCGCUAGACGUGUUUUUAGAUUUGUCCUUGGAUUCGUUGCCUAUGCCUAUAGGUCACGGCGAUGAUCAAAAUCUGCCACCAGCACUGCCUGGUGACUUGCAUGGCAUGGAGGAAUGGCUUCAGGAUUAG